UACUGUAAAAAGGUGGCACCUUCUUCUGUAACACUUAGUGGUUUCUGAGCUAGAGAGAUGCCAGUGAAUCUGAUAUUUGAUACCCUCAAAGCUGUACUGUUGCUGAUAUCAAGAGCGAGAGGUGAGAAGGGGCAACUACCUGACUGACCUCUGAUGUCUGGACAGAAGAAACCUCUCAGCUGACAUUUAAGGAACAGUAAGAGGGAAAGUGGAGGUCAAGAGGCAGCUGUCAGUCGUCUCCCACCUGAUGCCUGGUUCUCCACUGCUAUAAUCACUCCAGGAGGACGUCAUGUUUCCAGACAUGGGUGGUUUCCAGGUGCUACCAGGACAAGGAGGAAGAACUGAGUGACCACCACAGGGAGAGACCUAUGCUGGGUUUUCCAGACUAAUUUAGCUGUUGCUUGAAGGUAUUUUCUCUUUUAUUGGCUCUGAGUUCAGUACUCGGGUGUGAGCUCCACACACUGUCGGACAGGAGAGCGUGCAACCCCAGCCCACCCCCUCCUGCAUACAAGGGCAGUAGCGAAGUCACUAGAAGGAUUUAUUCGGUGGAAAGGACUAGCACGAGUGCCUUUUGAAGUAACUAAUCCCUGUAACCACGGAAAUUUUUGCACAGGCUCCUUGGAGACCGCAGGCAGACCACUAAGUAAACACUCUGGGGGUGAGCUGCUGAAACUCCGCUCCCCUCCCCACGGAUGAGGCCAGGCCUCCGCCGUGGGGAGGGCCCAGUGCCGCGCAGGGGUGGGGUGGCCGUGGGGCCUCCUGCCAGGCCCUGGGCUGGGCCCGGCCGCCUUGGUGGAGGGCCGGGGACACCCUCCUUGGAAACCAAGCUCCAUUACCAAACAUUAUUAACCUUGGCAGAGCCUGGUUCAGCUGUGGGACGGAGCUCGCCCGUGGGCCGGCCGCGGCGGGUUGAUGCGGGGAGAAGGUGGAGGCGUUGAUCGCUCAGCAGGUCAUGUCAGUUCAUCCAGAUCUUCACCGGCACUAUGUGCGGGCUUGCAAAAACUUGGGCCAACCUGAAAACCCUUUCAUUUCUCAUGUGCUUCAAGAAGUUGAUAAAAAUGAUAAAAUCAAAUGGACAAAAGGGAUCACUUUAAAAAUAGCUGGAAAUAAUCAUCUAGUGCCUGUGCAGAGAGUUACAGGUGAUGAUCUUCAAGUUCUUGCCUCUGUCUUACUCAAUACUGCAUUUGUCACAGGUUUGGAUCUUAGGUGCAAUACAUUGACUGAUACUGGAGCAAAGCACAUGGCAACAUUCCUCCAGGAAUACUCUGCUCUGCGGUACCUUAACCUGAUGUUUAAUGAUAUUGGCACAAGUGGAGCAGAACAGAUAGCAGGAGCACUCCAUAGGAAUGAAACUCUUGUGUAUUUGAGAAUGACUGGAAACAAAAUAGGAAACAAAGGUGGAAUGUUCUUUGCUUCAAUGCUACAAAUUAAUUCGACCUUAGAGAAGCUGGAUCUUGGAGACUGUGAUAUCGGUAUGCAGUGUCUAAUAGCAAUAGCAACAGCCCUGACUCGGAACAGAUCAGUCAAAGCAAUAAACCUAAAUCGUCCUUUACUGUACAGCCAAGAGGAAGAGGCCACGGUUCAUGUAGCUCUGAUGUUGAAAAGUAACUCUUCUCUUGUGGAACUACACUUGUGCAAGCAUGAAAUGAAAAACUUUGGUGUAGAGCGACUGUGUGAGGCACUGUAUGAAAACUCCAGCCUGAAAUACCUUGAUCUUAGCUGUAAUAAAAUAACCCAUGACGGUGUAAAGUUUUUGGGAGAGCUACUAAAACAGAACCAAACCCUGGAAAUCCUAGAUCUUAAUGCAAACCGAAUAGAAGAUGACGGAGCCAUCUACCUGAGUGAAGCCUUGGCUUUGUACAACAGGACUCUGCAGGCGUUGUCAGUAGUAAGCAACAAUAUAAGUGGCAAAGGACUUACAGCUCUUUCAGAGUCAAUGAAAACAAACGUGGAACUUUCCUACAUUUACAUCUGGGGGAACAAAAUUGAUGAAGCCACCUGUGUGCACAAGGUAUUCUUGGCAGUACUGGAGAGUAAAACAGUCACUGACCAGAGGCACGCGAAGAGUUUGGACUGCAGCGGUGCAGAUGCACAGCUUGAACUCCUAGCAGCUGAACUACUCCAAUUUAUUUAGGAGACCUCCUCAGAUCAGGAUUUUUACCCAGCGCUUCUUGUUCAAAAAAGAUGCAGGGGCCGAAUCAGAGCAUCCGCAGAGCCGUGGAUGGAGCAUCACGACCACAGGGUCCUCUUCCACAGGGCUGCCGCGGAGGCAGAGCUGCCGCCGCCCUUCCUGGGCUGUGGUCUCUGCAGCCAGGUUUCCACGUCGCAGGGAGCCUGCAGGUAACGUUACUGCGUCGCUGCAGGCUGGAGUACAGCCAGGCAGAGUGACCUGGCAAAAACUCGCACCCAGAACCGCUGCUGGGCAGCGGCUUUGCUUGACAGCAAAUCCGAUACGCUGGCGACCCAGAUUCCUGCGGAAGCCAAGAGGUUUAAUCCAUCUGUUGCUACUGCGCCCUACAUAUUCUCCCCUUUUACUUUGUAAUUGCAUGCUUUUGAUCUUUUUCCAAGAGUGGCUUUUUUUCUAAACCUAGUUAAAUGAACUUAAGCGCUAAGCUACUACAAUGCUGGAACUUUAAAGCUAGUGAACCUAGUUUACUGGGAUAUAAAUGGUAUUUUGAUUAACUUGCAGCGUAUACUUGUUUCUUGUACUACAAAUGAAAAACACCACCAAACUUGGCGUCGUUAUUUCCUCCUGUCUCUUGAAAACUGUUUAAAAAGAUUUCUAUCAUUAUAGUCAUGUGGCAACUCCUACAUAUGAAUAAGACAACAUAAGCAUAUAAUGGUAGUUAAACAUUGUUUAAUGGUUUCAAUACAGAAUUCGUAGAAGUUUGGGAAUCACUCAGCUUGUUUCCUUUUUCCACCCGCUCUGCUCAUACCUGUAGAAUUGACUAGAUCUAUGCUCCUAAACAGAAAAAGUCACCAAAUAGCACAGCAGAGUUAUGUACAAAGGCUUUUGCCAGUGCAGUCUUCUGCAUGUCUAACUGUGCCCGUUAAAAAUUAAUCUAAAGUAACAGCAUAAUCCAUGAAUGUAGGUGUGUGCAGGCAAAAGACUGACAAGAUCAAAGCAUGAGGGGAAAAAGAAAAUAAUUUCAGCAAUAAUACCCUAUAAGCAAUAAUGUAACUGCUGCUGUUGUGACUCUGUAUUAUUCACAGUGGUAGUGUAGAAAGAGGGAGGUGUAUGGGUACCACUUAUCAAGCUGAAAUGACCACGGUGGUCCUGAGAGUUGUUGCAUGUGGAGGUUUUCUGGUGUUUGAUGGGGUUUUUUCCAUUCCCCCCACCCUCGUACACAAAUUAGUCAGGUUCUGUUGCUCCAAAAAGCACUUACCAUUGUAAGAGCACUUAGAGGUAAGCCCACAGAGCAGGUAUGUUUGUUCUACACCUUAACCUGUAGUCAUCUUGUUAAGUACAGAGUCCGUAUGUCUGUGAAAACCCUAUACUAGAGAGGAGCUUAUAUUUUAACUUGUUAAACAGGAAGAACAGAGCAAUGACAACAGAAGUUGAGGAUACACUCGAUGUGAUAGUUUGAGAAGAAUCUACGUACUGUGAAAAUUCCUGAGUUUCGAAAUAAUUAGGUAAGCCUGUAUUGUAAGAAUUGGUAUUUUUCUCAGUGCCGCUGCUCUGGAGCAUUGCAGGUUAUACUCUGAUGGUCUAAAGAGUGCACUCUCAGUACUGAGACCCUGAUGAUAGAAUUUCUUGCCAAAAAGACCAUUACAAGAUUCAGACAGAGGUAUAUUUUUUCCAUAUAUCUUUCUUUCCCUUGUCCUGUAUACGAAGUUCAGGCUAAUUUCAUUGCCCAAAUUAGGUCUUAAUUUACUUAUAAGAAUGACAUUUAUUAAUCUACUGUGGUAACAGAGAACCAAAUCUACCCUGUUGGUCCCAACUCUACCAACAGCAGUUAUUUUAAUAGAUAUGGUAAGCUGGCAAUGACAUCAUACACAAAAUAUAACAGGAUAAAUGGCAUCUACUUUCAAAAGUGCUAGUGUGUGUUUCUGAAAUAUUUGUACUCUGUCUGAACAGGCUGGCCCGUAAGACCACGCUGCAUUAUUGACAAUAUCCAUAAAACUGGCUCAUGUGUUAAGAGUUUGAUAUUCCUUUGUAAGAAAGAGCUGCAGCGUAAUUCCUACUGAAUUUUGUAUAAACAGCUUCCUGCAAGCUAAAAUAAUUAUUUGUGCAAAAACCUGUAUUGCUUAGAAAGGCCUAUGCCAGAGACAUUUAUUGCUUUCCUUUCUCUGAAAACCAAACCUUGACGUUCUUAAAAGAUGUAUUCUGUGUUCUUUGGAAUGAGAGAAUUUACAUAGGCUAGAAAUUUUUGCCGUGUGCUUCCAAGUUACUCUAGUAGCUAAAGCAAGCCUAAUCCUGCUCUGUAAACCACUGUUUCAGCUUCCAGAACUCACAGUAUGUUGCUGAAAGGCAGCAUUUUUGCCCCAAUUUAAAGGAAAACGACUGAUCCAGGAGGCCAGUGGUACAACGCAAGUCCCUUAAGUCCUACUGUGUAGUCCAGCCACCAUAUCACCAUCUGUAAAAUUAAACAAUCUAGUAAAAAUAAGUUAAGAUACUCAGUUAAUUUCUUGAUCAGAAUUUGUAUCUACUUUAGCAUAAAAAGUACAUCUUCAAAGCACUUUCUAAAAAUCCAGCAAAACCCCAAAACAAACAACUCCUCCCACCCCCUCACCCCAAACAUCUCAAAACAAGUGGCAAAAAAAAUAACCUGAGUCAUUACACUAGGUUGUAUUUAGAAUAAGGUUUUUGUUUAAUCUAGGUUGAACAGACCCAAAAUAUCUUCUAUGAGAAAAAUCAGGUGUGUUUACUGUCAAGAAGAAAAUGUAGCAGUCCUUGCUGUGUUAGGAAGCUGUGCUGAGGGCGACCGGGCGUCCUUCUGCCAGGGUGUUUGAUGGUGGUUAUGUUAGACUGCUUCCCUCCUCCUUUUGUUGCUACCCCUUGCAGUUAUAAACAGAAGACACAAGGUGAGGGAAAAUUACAAAGCAAGUUUAUUAAAGUCUAACAUAAAACACUUCAGGCUAAAUAUGUACAAUUCCCUCCCUUCCCAGGGGAUUAUAAAAUUGAGUUGAGGUAUAUACAAAUAACAGAGGAAAAACUGUAUAUACAUGAAGGAUACUUUAAAAAUAAUUUAACCAAAAAAUCAGUUAUUAGUCCUUAUCUGAACUUAAUUCUGCAAGGCUUACUGAUAGCCUCUCCAAGAUCACAGCCCUGAAAUCUUUAACAUGGGACUUGUCCAUACUUCAAAAUUUUUUUGAAACACGUGAAUUCAGGAAAGUUGUCAUACUUUCUGCCCAAAGAGGCACAAAUUUGGAAGUAACUGUCAUAUAAGGAGCUAGUCUCACAUAAAUAUUUCCAAACAGUCAAUUCAGAGAUUUCUAGAUGCAGAUAACCUAUUCAGGCAGAACUUGCACGAACUUCAGUGCAAAACUGACUGAAAUGGUACUGAAACAACGGUAUGGCAGAUCAUGUCAUUUUCUCUAAAUUACUGUUAAUGGAAUUAUUAAAAAUCCCUGUUUCCUUUUGCAGGUAGAUCUCAAGAACAUGUCUGCCUAAAAAGAUUCCAUGCUUUCCCAUAUUAAUCCCUUACAGAAAUUUGCAGUUCUGUUAUAAACCUUGUACCUCCAAAAUGAACUCAGAACCCUUAAGCCUAGGAAUUAGAGGUGCAGCUGCUUUCCAUGCAUCUACUGGCAAAAGGUGCAGUACAGACCUGCUUCUUCAGGUCCUACAGCACCCAGCCUGAACACACCUACUGAUAUCUUUAUAUAUAUAUAUAUAUAUAUAUAUUUAAAAUCUAUAUUCUAAUAAAUGAAUACAGUUCAUAGAGCUCAUACCUCAGCAGCUGAGAUAUCUUCAUGAAAGAUGAGGAUAAAAAUCAAGACUCUCAGAUGGGGACUCAAGAGUGCAGGUCACUAAAUUAUUGCUCCAAGACAAAACUACGAGCCUGUGUAUUCUAUUAAGAAAGGUUAAAAUUGUUGUCUUGUAAAAAAUAAUGAUUAUCUUCUUGUCUAUAAAGAAAACUAAAUGACUAAUAAAGCAAGUGUCACUGUUAUAAGUAUCUAAACAAAUCCUGUAUAAAUCUAAGCACUGUAUUUUUUAAAAAAGUCUGAAAUCUAAGAAUACAGUAAUAAGCUAUAAUUUUAGAAAUAUAAAAACAGUCCAAACAAACAUUGUUAUGGAAUGCAUUUUCUAUGUAGGAAUGUGAUUUUAAUUUUAUUUUCUUUUUUUUUCUUUUUUUUUUUUUUUCCAGAGCUAGUUUUCUCUUGUGGUCAUUUAUUCUGGAUAUGUUAAUCUUCAGAUACUUUUCCUCAGAUAACAGCAGCACAUCAUUGUUUUAUCUUCCAAAGCUGUUUAAAUACGAAAUUUGUCAGUUGUAUGAUAUUGUUCUUUUUUCAUAUUCAUGACCAAACCUAUGUCUAUCCCAAGACUUCUGCUCUAUUUUCUGAGAGAGAAAGUAAAGAGGAACCUAAAGAGGAACCUUAGGACAAGCUACACAAAGUUUGUUUUUUUAACAGAGUCAAGAUCUCAAUCUUUAUGGUUCUUCAGUCAAACAGCAAGGCUAAGGAAUCCUUCAUCCUACAUCAAUAACAGAAGCUAAAGAAGAAAAGGGAGGAGGGAAAGAGGAAUGCCAAACAAACAGAAAACAACCCAACAUCAGAGAACUUAAACCAAUUGUCCUUUUCCAGCAUUAUGAAGGACAUCAGCUGUUCAUAAAUGUUGUAGUUAUAGAUAAGUGAAAAAAAAUAAGAGUCAGGCAGGUACGGCAAUAACUAGCUCCAGUGGAUGGAGUUAGAGAUGCCUGCACUAAGAAUGUUCCUGGUGAACAUGGCUGUACUCCUUGCUGUCCAUGGUAGAAUUUAUCAGCAAAUCUGCCAUAUAUUAAAGCAUACAAUAUGAUCAAGAAUAAGAUGAUUAACACAGAGAAGCAAAAGGUCUAUUAGUUUACAAGUACAAACAUGUUGGAAGAGGGAAAAAAUAAAAUAAUCAAUCUAUAGUUAUGCUCAGGAGUCAAGGGAGCAUUUGCAGAAUAUUUAAAUGAAAUCUUCCAAGAAUUUUUUCACAAGUCUGUUUAAUUAAGGUGCAGAUUAAUUAUUACUCCAUGUAGAACAGAGUCAGUUCAGAGGUAUCUCCUAUGCUCUUCCAUUUAUCAGUGUCUGGACACAAGGCAUCAGUGGAAAUAAAAUGCUAGCACCAAGUAAAUAACCAACAAAUAAUAUCUUUAAAUGCAUUGUUGGUACAGUAUUGUGUCUGUUUCCUUACUAUUUGACAAUUACUUAAAUAAUACUUACAUUAUGUUAAUACACAAACUGGCAAAUGCACUAUAAAAGUACUCCUAUUGUCAUCUAGUCUUUAAUUAAUGACCCUUCCCAGAUACUAAAAAUGUUCCUUUUUAAAAAUGUACAUUGCUAGUAAUAAAACCUAUCUUUACAUGGGUCUUGCUUGAUACCCAGUUUUGUGCAGUUACUGUGGACAAGUGAUGUGAGAGGUAAAGCAAUACCUAAUUACUUCAAUUAAAACAAAUCAGUCGUACUUUAUCUAAACCUUGCCUGGAAGAAUAUCAAUCUGCUCUGCUGUAUUCUUCCUUAAUGCCUCCUCAUGCAGCGUUCACUUAUUUUCACAGUGAAGGGCAGGAUUUAUUUCCUUUUUUGUACCUACUGACUAGCACAAGAAGAAGCACUACUGUAAAAAAAGGAUUAUGAAGCUGUGAUUCAUGCCUCACAAUUAAGUCAAUGCAUCUUUUCAUCUCAUCUACAACACACGUGUUCCACCUCUCCUUUUGAGCAAAUGUUGCUGUUUGUGCCAAAACCAGGGCAUUUUAGAGAUGUGAAGAAUAAAUCUGGGGUGAGAUACAACAAUGCUGGAUUCACUUUGGAAAAAAAACAAAAACAAAAA
Molecule: messenger RNA, 7951 nt
Organism: Tyto alba (common barn owl)
Lineage: Eukaryota; Metazoa; Chordata; Aves; Strigiformes; Tytonidae
Gene: LRRC34
Product: leucine rich repeat containing 34
Exons: 11
Coding region: 953-2134 (393 amino acids)
Molecular function (GO): protein binding
Source: RefSeq, a predicted model, not a curated record